This is a messenger RNA of Racocetra persica, 259 nucleotides long. The record is from the annotation of a GenBank genome assembly. Lineage: Eukaryota; Fungi; Glomeromycota; Glomeromycetes; Diversisporales; Gigasporaceae.
GAUAGCUAUAACAAAGCUAAUAAAAUUGUAAUAAAUAACUAUAAUGAAGAAGAAAGAAAAGAUAACUAUAAUAAAGCUAAUAAGAUUACAGAAAAUAAUGAUAAAGCAAGAGCAAAUAAACCAGAAAGUAUAAUUUUUGAAAAAAAUUCUCUUAAACAAGAAAUUGAUGACUUUAUUAAAAAUUUACAAAUAGAUUUUUUAGAACUAUUAACAAUAUAUUUUAUUGAGCAACAAAUAGUGAAGAAUUUAAGUAUAACAA